Messenger RNA from Brassica napus (rape), 1806 nucleotides. RefSeq lists its product as uncharacterized. The coding region runs from base 950 to 1651 and encodes 233 amino acids. The transcript has 7 exons. Lineage: Eukaryota; Viridiplantae; Streptophyta; Magnoliopsida; Brassicales; Brassicaceae. Gene Ontology annotation, biological process: regulation of gene expression. Gene Ontology annotation, cellular component: peroxisome. The record is from RefSeq and is a predicted model, not a curated record.
UCGGUACGGUUCGGUUUGGUUACAGAAGAUUUGUUCUGUAGUUGGGGAGGAACAUUUUUUAAAACGUAGCAAUGCACUGUGUGCGGAAGCCCACGGCACUUACGGCUUUAGGUUAGCCCCAAUAGCACGCAUGUAUAUAUUAAGAAAAAGAGAAAACCCUAGGACAAGGUGUGGUGGUAACUGGAAAGAGGAGAUCUGUGUCUGAGAUUUGUUAAAAGGUUGAGAGAGAGACAGGAUGAGUUGGUGCGAUUCGGCGGCGAAGACAGGGAAAAAUAUAGCGGUGUGGUGGGACAUGAAGGACUGUCCGGUUCCAGAGGGUAUUGAUGCUCAUCGUGUCCGUCCGAGUAUAGAAGGUGCCUUAAAGGAACAAGGCUACUCUGGUCCUGUCUCCAUCACAGCCUAUGGAGACCAAAAACAAACCCCUGACCGCCUGCUACGAGCUCUCUCUUCCACUGGAGUCGCGGUGGUACAUAUCAGAUCUGAAAGCACGUGCGCAGUCAUGUACAAGGAUAUGGUGAAAUGGCGAGAGGAUAAUCCUCCUCCGGCUACAAUGAUGAUCAUAACCAAUCAGAUGCUAGAUGUCUUCCAUUGGGAUCUGGCCCGGCUUCAACAACGCACGAGUUACGACCUUUUUCUGGCUUAUUCAGUCGAACCUCUCGCCCGAUUGUUCGUGUACACUCGCAAAAAUUGGCUCUGGAAAAAUAUAUUACUUGGGACGACUGCGUCCGUGACAAGCAGCAGCAGCGAUGCCGUGUUUUAUUGCAAAUAGUGCUCUUUGGAAUGCCUAAGCCUGAAGAGUUUCAAAAAGCAUCUCUCCACUGAAGAGCAUGCAAUACAAGAGGUUUUACACCCUCAGCCUAAACAACUCAUAUCUGUAACGAGCAAGUGGGGGAAGAACUACGCUGCUACGCCUGAAUAUGCGACAGCUAAAAUCCAUGUGUAGUGGGACAUGUUUGAUUGUCCUAUUCCCGAUGGUUAUGACGCUCAUCGAGUCCGUCCCAGUUUGGAAGGAGCUUUCAAGGAACUAGGCUACUCUGGUCCUGUCUCCAUCACUGCCUUUGGUGACUAUAAAAAAACCCCUAAAAGCCACCUUCAUGCCCUCUCUUCCACUGGAAUCGAUGUUGCACAUGUCAUUCCGGAAGUCAUAUACUCUCGCAUGCGUAAUGACAUUUUUAAAUGGCAAGAGGAUAAUCCUACUCCGGCUACAAUGAUGAUCAUUUUCGAUGAGGCUAAAUAUGUCUUUGGAACUUCUCUUGCCCUCCGGGCUCAACAAGAUAAUAAGUACAACCUGUUUUGGGCUUAUUCUUUUAGGCCUCGGGAAAUGUCAGUCAUGGUCACUUCUGCCGAGUGGCUCUGGGAUAGCUUACUUGCAGAGACAAAAAGACAUGUUCUUCGCAAGUGCAGUGGAAGUAGUGAAAGGGUGGUUGAAUCUACCGGAAUCUUUUAUUGCAAACUGUGCGUCCCGGAGCGCACACUCUGCUUCUAUAAGCACAAACUGUUGGAUGAAUUCAUCAAACAUCUCUCGAGUAAAAAACAUCUCUCUAAAGAAAAGGGUAUUACUGAUCGUCGUCAACGUAACAUGAACCUGGGACUGUUCUGGCUAGAGAAAGAACAUUUCCCAGAGAGCAAGCGGUUGAAGAAAUCUGCCUAGGAGAGGUUGUGACUGAAGAAGUGAUAUCAGAGUGUAAUACUAUGGACCUAUCUUUAUUUUACUUGUUCUAGUCUUGUGUUUCUGCUUUUCUGAAGUAUUUUAUUUACUUUUCGGACCUAUUUAUUUUUCUCGCUUGUUUAAUUCACCAAACAAUA